Hipposideros armiger (great roundleaf bat) is the source of this 4587-nucleotide messenger RNA. RefSeq names its product chromosome unknown C1orf52 homolog (gene CUNH1orf52). The coding region runs from base 47 to 595 and encodes 182 amino acids. The transcript is spliced from 3 exons. Lineage: Eukaryota; Metazoa; Chordata; Mammalia; Chiroptera; Hipposideridae. The record is from RefSeq and is a predicted model, not a curated record.
AGCUUCCGGCUUCCGGCGGAGCCCUUGAUCGUCGCGCGUAACCGUCAUGGCAGCGGAGGAGAAGGACCCCCUGAGCUAUUUCGCGGCAUACGGGAGCAGCAGCUCAGGCUCCUCGGAAGAGGAGGAUAACAGCGAGCCGGAGGACAUGAGUCGCAGGGCUCUGGAUGCGGGGAAGUCGGCGAGCGGCUGUGGGAACAAGAUGGAGAAGCGGCUGCCGGGACCCGACGAGCUGUUUCGGAGCGUGACUCGCCCGGCCUUUCUGUACAAUCCGCUCAACAAACAGAUAGACUGGGAGAGGCACGUCGUCAAGGCGCCUGAGGAGCCUCCAAAGGAAUUCAAAAUAUGGAAGUCAAACUAUGUACCACCUCCGGAAACCUACACCCCCGAGAAGAAACCACCCCCUCCAGAACUGGAUAUGGCAAUAAAAUGGUCAAACAUAUACGAGGACAAUGGUGAUGAUGCCCCGCAGAACGUUAAGAAAGCUAGGCUUCUGCCAGAAGGGGAGGAGACGGUGGAAUCAGAUGAUGAAAAAGAUGAGCAUACUUCUAAAAAACGCAAAAUAGAACCAGGAGAACCAACAAAGAAGAAAAAGUAGAAAACAACAAAUAACAAGAAUUUUUGGACUGCAAAACUUAUUGAAAUGGUUUUUUUGGCAGAUAAGUUGAUACUGUAAAUUACUAGGAAACAGCAUCUCCGUGACAGUACAUGUUAAUUAACUAAUAAGUAUUGCUGCAGGAACUUUCCACUGUAGAAUUCACUUUUUAUUUAAAACUUAUAUGUAUUUAAACUCAAAUGGUGACUUGUGAUGGUGAAAUUGACAACACUUGGAAGCAUUCUUGCUAUCACAGAAUUGGUGGCAUGUGUUUUGUCACAUGUUGACAUGCCAAUGUUCUAUGAACCUUUUAUAAAGGAAUAUAUUUUUAAAGUAAAUAUAUGGUAACGUCCUGUGAACUUGUAGGGUGCUUUUCAACAGUGUUUGUACAGUGUAAAUAGAUCAUGGAAAUAAAAUUACUUAUUCAGUAUUACUGUUACUGCAUAACACUAACAUUUGAAUAUUUGUAUGUGACACCCUCUUUGCCAUGUGAUGUUUUAAUAGUAGGUAUUGCCAUUUAGGGAGUGCCUCCUCUUUUCCAGGUGCUUUGUGCAUAUGUGAUAUCUGGGCCUCAGACAGCCUUGUAAAGUAGGUAUUAGUAGCCUCACUUUAUAAUAAAGAGAUUAAUUUAUCCAAGGUUACAUAGCUAGUGAGCAGUGAAUCUGGGAUUUAACUCAUGAUGCUUGAACUCUAAAAUCAACACACUAAACCACCUAUCCACCAAUCAUAAUUUAGGAACUAUAAUUGACAUCCCUUCCAGGAACUAUAAAAGACAUCCCUUCUUCUGUGGUAGUUAGUGGAGUUCCUUGCCUCACCUGAUAGUAUUACUGCACUUAUAUAUGCCUUAGAUUAUGAAAAUUCAUUAAUUUCCCUGUUUAAUAGAAGUUUGCCUGAAGAUAGGGAUCUUCUACAAAGACUUGCUAGAUGUCACCAAUAAAAAUACAGGACACAGUUAAGUUUGAAUGUUAGAUAAACAACAAAUAAUGUUUUAGUAUAUGUAAUAUUUGGGACAUACUUAUACUAAAAAUUUGUUUAUCUGAAAUUCAAAUUUAACUGAGCAUCUUGUGUUUUAUCUGACAACCCUACUUCUGUGUGUUUUCUGUACCCAGGCUCCUUUGCAUAUAAUAAUAAGAAAAAUCAAUAAUGUUGUAGUCAGGAAGAUAAUCUUUGAUUUGACUUCUACAGUCCAAAAUUCAGUGCCAUUAUUUGUAACAUUUAGAACAAUAUAAAGAAAUACAGUGCAUCAAUCUGCAUGAUUCUUAUGCCUUUAAGAGAUAAGGUUUAAUUACAGGACACUACAUUUAGUGUAUAAGAAAAAGACAUUGUUCUUUAAAAAAAAUUUCUUUCAAAGACUCAAAAGUCUUUGAGUUAAAAAAAAAUCCCAGUCCUGUUGUUUCUCCCCAUGCUAGAAGCCAACAUUUGAAAAACUAUAAAAUCUGUUUAGUUGGGAACGUGAUCAAGUAGAUUAAAAUUUGUAAAAGUCAUUAAAAGUGUGCUAGCCGUGGUGUUUUGUGGAAUGAGGAAGGAACAUAAUAGUAUGAUGGCUUCUAGUAUAACUCAAACACUAAAGCCAAUUCUACAGCUGCUUAUCCUCUAGGUUUAUUAAUAACGUAUGUUUCCCAAAAUCGAAGUAAUUGAUAAAACAAGUCUUUAUAUGUGAAUAGUUUGAAGGGCUAUAGUAUCAUAUACUAGGGAGUGAUAUCAACUGGUAAAGUAUGACCCCAGUGUCACAUCAAACCAAACAAAUGGAAUUCUUGAGCAAGCUCUUAACCAACUGAGCUACUCGGCCUGCCCCAACAAAUGGAAUUCUAAUUAUGAGGUUGUGAUUCUGAAAUUGAGAAAUCUAUAGUCUGGAUGCAUAUAUUGGUGAAGCAGAUAUCUCAGAAGUUACUGAAAUAUUAACAAGAUUUUAAAAAAUUGCAUGAAAGCAAACCAUAACACACACACAGCCCAGCAAGCCACUGUCUGAAAAUCUUGAACCUCUUUUUACCAUCCAUUGGUUCAAUUCCCAGCUUAUACCACUUAGUUUAAGACAGAACAAAGUUCAUUACAUCUAAGUCCCCAAUGGUGCUUUGAGCCUCCUUUCUAGAAGGUAACAGAAGAAUGGAGGGGAAACAUACUGCAUUUUUUUUUAAGGGGGUGUGUGUUUUGAUAUUUUAGACAGGACAGGUACUGGCUACCCUUGUGAGAUUAUUAAACAGUUGCUGAGGGAUGUAUACCUAUGCUAGCACAGGUCAAGCUGGUUUUAGGAGGCAGGGGAGAGGGUUUAAAGAAGAAGGCUAAAUAUUUUGGAGUAGUUUCACUCAGCCUGCUCCAGGCUGCUCCAAAUCUCGGAGUUUUUUUUCUAAAUAAGGCCUAAUAAUGGAAGGGGAAAUGAACUUGCUUAAGUAUUGCUUCACCUUCCACAGAAAUAUCCCUGAUUGGAAAGUGAACUUUAAUGUCACUUUCCACGUCUGUCAUCACAUUAGAGAGUGAAUUCUUUUCCCCUCAAAGAUGUCUUAGGAACAUGUUUAAGUGUGCAUGUGGGUACUGAGGUAAAGAGCUGUUUGGUUCAGCUAGUGAAAACCCAGUGAAGAAUUUUGUAAAAAUCCAUAUAGACAAAGAAAACCCUCUGUCCAAAUUGCUUCCUUUGUAGAGAAUCAAAUCGCUUGAUAUUUCUGAUUGUUUUCUCAUCUAUAGGAUAAAUCAAGUCACAUUGCACAGCCUUUUGUACAAGGAUAAAAUUUAAGAAAACAGCAUUUGUGGGCCACAUUUUAAAAUUCAAAGAGUAAAUAUCUUUAUAGAGUUUUAUGGAAAACAUUCUAGUUGGAAUUAGAACAUUACUGAGAAAAUUAACACUGCUUUUUAGCCAUUAAAAUACUAGUAUCUGGACUUACUUGCAAACUUCAACUUUCUCAUCUUAAUUCUUAAUGCCCUAUAGUGUUUUUGAGUUCACAGAGUUCAAUCAUAGAGUAGUAUUUUAUUUUUCAAAAACCUAAUGAAGUAGGUUUUAUCAUUUCCAUAUUGGACAAUGGAAAAUAGGCCCACCAGAUGAAGCAGUAUACCCACAGAUGCACUGUGCGUUAGCUUCAGAGCUCAGGCUAGAAUCUGUAUCCCGUUCCAUGCCAGAUUUAUGAAGGACCUUUUGGCGCAAAGCAUUGUGUUAGGAACAAAGGACCCAUCUUCAUUUUAGCAAAAUCUCAUUGCUAGUCAUGGAGAGGAUGGAUACAUAGGGUGCAAGUCAAGUCAGAAAGACCCGUUGGCAGUAGUCCAGUAGAGUGAUAACGUGUCUGAAUGAACUAAGGCAUUGGGAAGAUAAGGAAUAUGAGAAACUGAUAGUACUCAGUUGGAUAUUAUGGCUGAGAGGUUUUCUUUUAUUGCAAACUUUUUAAAAUAAAAUAUGAAUGGACUAGUGCAGGUUUGGACAUGACCUACAUAUAAAACAUGUUCCCACAUGAUCAAGUUAAAUACAAAGCCCUACUGGAGAUAUUUGAAAGCUGUAAUUAUUCUUACAUGUAUCUGAAUGAACAACUCAGUGAAAAACUGACUAAAUCCACAACUGGACUUUAAAAUGUAUCAUUGGUGGUAUUUUGGAUUUUAGAGUUUUGUAUCCAUACAGAACUGCUCUCCUGUCUUAUCCAUCUGUUAUCACUUAGUACAGAAGUUCCUGACAGUCCGACAAAAAGGUGUUAAAUUACCAGCAAAUGUUUUGGACUUUUCAUUAAAUUCUAAAGCUUUCUCUCUUCAUCUCCUUCCCUUUAGAUAGUUUCCCCAGUUUGAAGCAUCACAUUUGCAUUUUAAUGCAGGAAAAUAAAAGAUACCAAGAAUCACUUGUAUGUACAGUCCCCAGAGGAGGGACUUUUUGCUGUUUCGUUCAUUGACUAGAAAAUUGCCUGGCACCCAAUAUAACUGCUAAAUGUUGGUGGUAAGCUGCAUUUCUCACCCCCAGCCUAGGGGUGAUCCAGAGGCUUUUGUUUUCAGUUACAUGGGCCAAUAAAUCUUGACAAUUUAAACCA